This is a messenger RNA of Lates calcarifer (barramundi perch), 770 nucleotides long. RefSeq names its product zinc finger MYND domain-containing protein 15. Gene Ontology annotation, biological process: negative regulation of DNA-templated transcription. Bases 70 to 738 code for a protein of 222 amino acids. NCBI's taxonomy places the organism in Eukaryota, Metazoa, Chordata, Actinopteri, Centropomidae. The transcript has 4 exons. The record is from RefSeq and is a predicted model, not a curated record. Gene Ontology annotation, molecular function: histone deacetylase binding.
AAUCCCAAAUCAAGAGACACUGUCAUCCUCGCUGCUCAACAUAAAAAUUCAUCUCUUCAGUUAACAGGGAUGGAUCAGAAGGAAGUUGUGUCCGGUAACCCGCACCCAUUACAGGAGUUUACAGACACCAUGGCUCAGUGGUACCGCAGCUUCAAGGCUGCAAGGACAGAGCAGGGAGGUGAGAGGAGACGGCCCCGGAGCUCAUACCCCGCCGACACCUCCCCCUACUGGAUUGUUCAUGUAAUAGACUUUUCUAACUCUGAGUCUGCGGCGAGAGGGCUGAGGAAAAGAGGGAUAACCCAGUCUGAACUGGGGAAACGCGAUGGAACAAGUAUCCUGAUGGUUACGGAUGCAUCGGGGCUCACCCUUGGGUUUGACAUCCUGGACCAAGGGUGGUCCUCAUCUUUUAACGGCCUCACUGAGCAGGAAUUGUUAGGAACCGUGAACAAGGUAGUUCUGCUGCUGCAGAGGUGCAUGGAUGCCCCAAUGGAUGGUGGGAUGCCGCGUCAACCCAGCAGACUCCGGAUCAAUGUCAAGAUCCUGCACAGAGUGCUGCUCCAGGACACGCUCAAACAGGGAAACAGUAGGUGGGAUAUAGCUCUGUGGAACCAGGUCCUGAGAGACUGGAAUCUCAUGGAUCAAGCAGUGGCUCCAGACUUCAGCCCCCGCUGGCCUCCAGUAUAUUACUGUAACGUCUGUAAGAGGCGCUCCUUCCCCACUCAGCUUCGGGAAUGGUAAGACACUGAUGUAGAUUGUGCAUUUAGAAGGAG